Messenger RNA from Danaus chrysippus (African queen), 339 nucleotides. The record is from the annotation of a GenBank genome assembly. NCBI's taxonomy places the organism in Eukaryota, Metazoa, Arthropoda, Insecta, Lepidoptera, Nymphalidae.
AUGGCCGUGUUAGGCCCGGGUGUGAGUGUAAAUAUGAAUGGGCAUAGUAAUAUUCAUAGUCAGUUAACGAAAUCAUUAGAAAGGAUCUUAGAAGAUGCAUAUUUGAGUGGUGAAUUAAAAUUGAGCGGACGUAAGUUGCGAGAAUUUCCGAAACCAGUGAAAUAUGACUUGAGUGAUACAGUUGUUGCUGAUUUAUCCAAAAAUCGCUUCAGUGAAAUGCCAGAGGAAGUGACCACAUAUAUAUACUUAGAAAAGUUAUUAUUAUCACAGAAUAUAAUAAGAAGUAUACCAGAUAGUGUGGGAGGAUUGCAGUCGCUAACAUAUUUAGAUCUCAGGUAA